Messenger RNA from Propithecus coquereli (Coquerel's sifaka), 1048 nucleotides. It is a transcript of the gene SURF1, whose product is annotated as surfeit 1. The record is from RefSeq and is a predicted model, not a curated record. The transcript is spliced from 9 exons. Gene Ontology annotation, cellular component: membrane; mitochondrion. The coding region runs from base 28 to 930 and encodes 300 amino acids. Lineage: Eukaryota; Metazoa; Chordata; Mammalia; Primates; Indriidae. Gene Ontology annotation, biological process: mitochondrial respiratory chain complex IV assembly.
CCGGAAGCGCCCGCGGGGACGGAAGCGAUGGCGGCGUUGGCGGCGCAGCGGCCGGGCCUGCGGGCGGCGUGCGCGGGCCUGGCCCCGGCCCGCGCUGCCCGGAGGAGCGUCCUUGGGGUCCCCCUGCGCCCAGGAGUGGCCUGGAGGCCAAGCAGAUGUGGCAGUUCUGCAGCAGAAGCACCUGCCACAAAAGCAGAAGAGGAUUCCUUUCUCCAGUGGUUCCUGCUUCUCAUCCCCGUGACUGCCUUUGGCUUGGGGACAUGGCAGGUCCAGCGUCGGAAGUGGAAGCUGAACCUGAUUGCAGAGUUAGAGUCUCGAGUUCUGGCUGAGCCCAUCCCUCUGCCAGCAGACCCAGUGGAACUGAAGGCGCUGGAGUACAGGCCAGUGAAGGUCAGAGGGCAUUUUGACCACUCCAAGGAGCUGUACAUGAUGCCCCGGACCAUGGUGGACCCUGCCCGAGAGGCCCGGGAGGCCGGCCGGAUCUCCUCCUCAGCUGAGAGCGGGGCCCAUGUCAUCACUCCCUUCCACUGCCCUGACCUGGGAACCACAAUCCUGGUCAAUAGAGGGUUUGUCCCCAGGAAGAAAGUAAAUCCCGACACCCGAAGAAAAGGCCAGAUUGAGGGAGAAGUGGACCUCGUUGGGAUGGUCAGGCUGACAGAAACCAGGAAGCCCUUUGUCCCUGAGAACAAUCCAGAAGGGAACCACUGGUAUUACCGAGACCUGGAGGCCAUGGCCAAGAUCACAGGUGCAGACCCCAUUUUCAUCGAUGCCGACUUCGAGAGCACAGUCCCUGGAGGACCCAUUGGAGGGCAGACUAGAGUCACAGUGAGGAAUGAGCACAUGCAGUACAUCAUUACCUGGUACGGACUCUGUGCAGCCACCUCAUACCUGUGGUUUAAGAAAUUUCUGCGUCGGACACCUGGUGCUUGACGAGAUGACAUGACACGGCCCUGUCCACAAAUAACUAGGAAGUCUCUGAACAAACAAAACCGACGGGACUUAUCCUGGACCAUGCACUGCUGAUAUAAAUAAAAAAGUCCUGAGCCUC